Rosa rugosa (rugosa rose) is the source of this 945-nucleotide messenger RNA. Its product is annotated as U-box domain-containing protein 62-like. The transcript has 9 exons. The coding region runs from base 183 to 824 and encodes 213 amino acids. Gene Ontology annotation, biological process: protein ubiquitination. Gene Ontology annotation, molecular function: ubiquitin-protein transferase activity. The record is from RefSeq and is a predicted model, not a curated record. Lineage: Eukaryota; Viridiplantae; Streptophyta; Magnoliopsida; Rosales; Rosaceae.
GGAAGACACCACUUCAGAAAUUGCACAUCAGAAAAUCUCGAAUUCUCCAGAAACUAUACAGACAAGGAAUAGGUGAGCAGCGGGACAAGAUUUCUCACAUCUCAACCAUCAAUGUUGAAGAACCCUGAAGAUUGAAAAGCGGAGAGCUCCUAUAGGCAAUAUCACUUAAAGAGUAAACGAGAAUGAUAUUGCCUUGUGGGCAUUCAUUUGGAGGCGGUGGAGUACAGCAAGUUAUUAGAAUGAAAGCUUGCUUCACCUGUUCUCAGUCAAUUUCAGAAGACUCAAUUUCUCCAAAUCUCUCUCUUCGAAGUGCUGUGCAGGCAUUCCGUCAUGAAGAAGAGUUACACUUCUAUCGCUCAUCCAAAAGGAAAAGAGAAAGGUUUGACCAGGACAAGGGUGGUUAUGGUGAUUUAGCACUCACGGAUCCUCCAAAGUGUAGAGGUGUUCAAUUUCCAUUUGCUGUGACAGAUCAAGUUAUUAUAAAGAGGACAUCACAACGCUUUGUUGGGCGUGAGGCAGUUGUUACAGCACAAUGCUUGAAUGGAUGGUAUGUGGUAAAGACAUUGGAUAAUGCACAGAGUGUAAAGUUGCAGUAUUGCUCACUUGCCAAGGUAUCAAAUGAUUCAUCAUCCAAGGCCCUGCCAAGCAAAAUACAUGAUAUUAUGUCCUAUAUGACGAAGAAAGAAUGUUUGAUUGUGAAUGUUGGGGCAGUUGGGCCAUCUUUCCUCCCAAGAGUAGUAAACAAAAAGGGAUCAAUGGGUCUGAGGUUCUUUCUCAAAGAAUCCAUCUUCAAGCAUAGAGUGUUCCAAGUGAAGAAAGAUUAAUGGAUCUAUGUAAUUAUUGGAGGGCACAAGAAUCAAAGAUCAGGAAGUGAUGAUUCAUGUUAUAUAGCUGAAAAUAUCACUAGACUUCUCAACACAUGAUGGUCCCCCCCCCUCCCCCCCC